Molecule: messenger RNA, 585 nt
Organism: Linepithema humile (Argentine ant)
Lineage: Eukaryota; Metazoa; Arthropoda; Insecta; Hymenoptera; Formicidae
Product: odorant receptor 49b-like
Biological process (GO): detection of chemical stimulus involved in sensory perception of smell; sensory perception of smell
Cellular component (GO): plasma membrane
Molecular function (GO): odorant binding; olfactory receptor activity
Source: RefSeq, a predicted model, not a curated record
AUGCUAAUAGUAUACCUCAAAUUUUCUUGCGGAAUGUUUACAAUUGCCAGCUAUCGUAUCAAACAGGCAAUGAGAGUUAAUAUUUUACAAAAAAAUCCAAAAAAUACAAUUAUUAUUUAUAAGAAAAUGAUUUAUGCCGUAGAUAUUCAUCGCAAAGCUAUGAACUACGCAGAACAUGUAAUAAACAAUUUUGAAGGGUCGUUUUUUUCUUUAAUAACAAUUAGUGUAUGUUGUUUGAGCCUCAAUCUUUUCGAAAUUUUUCAAACUAUGUCAUUAAAAAAUAUAGAUCAAUUUUUAUUACAUGUCGUAUUUAUAGGCAUCAUUGUUUUAUACAUGUUCUUAGCCAAUUAUGCCGGACAAGAAAUCACGGAUCACCAUAAUCAUGUAUUUUCCACUGCAUAUAGCGUUCAAUGGUAUACAGCUCCUUUGCAUACACAGAAGCUGAUACUAUUUCUCUUACAAAGGACUAACAAAACUUUUAGCCUGAAUAUUGGUGGAUUGUUUGUAGCAUCCUUGCAGUGUUUUGCUUCGCUAACAAGUGCAUCGAUGUCCUACUUCACUGUCAUAUAUUCUACACAGCAAUAA